UAGGGCUCCCAAGCUGGGUUCAGCCAGCCCAGCAGCAACCACUGCCUCGCCGCCACCGGCCACCACGGCAGCUGUUCUUCCUUCUGCUGCUUCGCCUCCAGCAGUGAAGGGAGCCAUGGAACACAGAUUCUUCUGCUGGACCACUUCCUUUCUCUUGGUGGUGUGGUGCUUGCCAGUGCUAGCCUGCCCUAGUCGGUGUCUUUGCUUGAAGAGUACUGUCCACUGCAUGCACUUGAUGUUGGAUCACAUUCCUCAGGUGCCACAGAUGACCACAGUCCUAGACUUGAGAUUUAACAGAAUAAGAGAAAUUCCUGGGAGUGCCUUCAAGAAACUGAAGAAUUUAAACACUCUUCUCCUGAACAACAACCGAAUCAGAAAGAUUUCCAGAAAUGCUUUUGAAGGACUUGAAAAUUUGCUGUAUCUGUAUCUGCACAAGAAUGAAAUUUGCUCACUAGAUAAGCAAACAUUCAGAGGACUCAUCUCCUUGGAACAAUUGUAUAUUCACUUCAACCAAUUAGAAACAUUAGAGCAAGAGACCUUUGGAGACCUUCUGAAAUUAGAGCGACUAUUUUUACAUAACAACAAAUUAUCUAAAAUACCACCUGGGAGUUUUUCUCACCUGGACUCAUUAAAAAGACUGCGUCUGGAUUCCAAUGCUCUUGUUUGUGACUGUGACCUAAUAUGGCUGUGGGAACUUAUGCAAAGUUAUGCCCGAAAUGACCAAACUCAGGCUGCUGCUACAUGUGAACAUCCCAGAAGUCUCCAUGGACGUGCCAUCACUUCAGUGUCUGUAGAGGAAUUUGAUUGUGAGAGUCCUCGAAUUACUUUUGAGCCACGAAAUGUGGAGGUUACAUCAGGAAAUACUGUCUACUUCACUUGCCGGGCUGAAGGAAACCCCAAACCUAAGAUUAUUUGGCUACAUAACAACCACUCAUUGGAUUUGAAAGAUGAUACCCGACUUAAUUUGUUUGAUGAUGGGACUCUCAUGAUCAGAAACACUCGUGAGUCAGAUCAAGGUGCAUAUCAGUGUAUGGCCAGAAAUUCAGCGGGGGAAGUGAAGACGCAGAAAGUCAUGCUCACAUACUCCAGUCCUCCAGCUCCUCCACAGUUUAUAAUAAGUCCCAAGGAUCAAGUGGUGCUAGAAGGACAUACUGUGGAAUUUCUCUGUAAAGCUGAAGGCAAUCCACCUCCAGUAAUUGCCUGGACAAAAGCAGGAGGGCAGCUCCCACAGGAAGGUCGGCAUUCAGUUCUCUCCUCUGGCGCCUUGAGAAUUGCCCAUGUAGCACAUCAUGAUCAAGGUCAAUUUGAAUGUCAAGCAGUCAGUCCCUUAGGAGUGAAAAAAUCGUCUGUCCAGCUAACUGUAAAACCCAAAGCUCUCCCAGUGUUCACUCAACUACCUCAGGACACAAGUAUAGAGGUUGGAAAGAAUAUAAACAUUUCAUGUCAUGCUCAAGGAGAGCCACAGCCCAUAAUUACUUGGAAUAAGGCAGGUGUUCAGAUUACUGAGAGUGGCAAAUUCCAUGUUGGUGGUAGAGGCAUGUUGACCAUCUAUGAUGUAGGGCAAGCUGAUCAAGGGAGAUAUGAAUGUGUGGCUCGGAAUUCAUUUGGCCCCGUGGUGGCCACCAUGUUUCUCACAGUCAAUGCAAUACAGGGAAGACAAGCUGGUGAUGAAUUUGUUGAAUCAUCCAUUCUUGAUGCUGUACAGAGAGUUGACAGUGCAAUUAACUCCACACGAAGACAUUUAUUUUCACAAAAACCUCACAACCCCAGUGAUCUGUUGGCUUUGUUUCGUUAUCCGCAAGACCCAUUUACUGUGGAGACGGCAAGAGCAGGGGAAAUUUUUGAGCACACACUUCAGUUGAUCCAGGAACACGUGAAGCAGGGGCUCACUGUGGAUCUGGAAGGCAGAGAAUUCCGCUACAAUGACCUGGUGUCCCCCUUCUACCUCAGCCUCAUCGCCAAUUUAUCUGGAUGUACAGCCCAUAGGCAUAUGCCAAACUGCUCUGACAUGUGUUUUCAUCAGAAGUACCGAACCCAGGAUGGAACGUGCAACAAUCUCCAACACCCAACUUGGGGUGCGUCUAUGACCGCGUUCCAGCGCAUCCUGAAACCUGCCUAUGAGAAUGGCUUCAACUUACCCCGUGGGGUGGGGCGUCAUAUCUUCCCUAAUAAGGAUCCCCUUCCACUGCCAAGACAGGUCGCAGCAGAGUUGGUGGCCACAGCGACGGUCACCCCUGAUGACAGGUACACGCACAUGCUCAUGCAGUGGGGCCAAUUUUUGGAUUACGACUUGGAUCACACGGUGCCUGCGUUGAGCACGUCUCGCUUCUCUGAUGGGCAGCCAUGCAGUUCCGUGUGUACUAACGAUCCUCCUUGCUUCCCCAUUUUUAUUCCUCGCACUGACCCGCGGGCGACCCAAGCAUCAUGCAUGUUCUUUGCACGCUCCAGCCCCGUGUGUGGCAGCGGCACAACCUCCUUGAUGAUGAAUUCAGUCUAUGCCCGGGAACAGAUUAACCAGCUCACAGCUUAUAUCGAUGCCUCUAAUGUUUAUGGUAGUACAGAGCGGGAAUCCCUCCUUCUCAGAGACCACUCAGAGCCCAGGGGACUCCUGAGGACAGGCUUACUUUGGGCCCCUUCUGGAAAGCCCUUAUUGCCCUUUUCUACAGGACCAUCCACGGAGUGCACAGGGCAGGACCCAGACAGCAGCGGCCCCUGUUUCCUGGCUGGGGACCACAGAGCCAACGAGCAGGUGGCACUCACUGCCUUGCACACCCUCUGGUUUCGAGAACACAACCGGGUGGCUUCGGAGCUGUCUGCCCUGAAUCCCCACUGGGAUGGAGAUACUCUUUAUCACGAAGCCAGGAAGAUUGUAGGUGCUGAGCUGCAGCACAUCACCUACAGCCACUGGCUGCCCAAGAUUCUGGGGGGCCCGGGCAUGAAGAUGUUGAGGGAUUACCAGGGUUAUGAUCCCAAUGUCAAUGCAGGGAUCAUUAACUCUUUUGCCACUGCAGCCUUCAGAUUUGGCCACACAUUAAUCAAUCCUGUUCUUUAUCGACUGAAUGACACCUUUGGUGAAAUUCCUGAAGGCCACCUUCCACUCCACAGAGCUUUCUUUUCACCUUCGAGAAUAAUCCGGGAAGGUGGGAUAGAUCCCCUUCUUCGCGGGCUAUUUGGUGUGUCGGCUAAAUUGCGCAUGCCUUCUCAACUUCUCAGCUUGGAGCUGACUGAAAAGCUGUUCGCCUCCGCACAUUCUGUGGCACUGGAUUUGGCUGCCACCAACAUUCAAAGGGGGCGAGACCACGGCAUCCCGCCAUAUGUUGACUUCAGAGUUUUCUGCAAUUUGUCUUAUGUUCAGAACUUUGAGGACCUUCAGAACGAAAUUAAAAAUUCAGAGAUCAGACAAAAACUGAAAAAAUUAUAUGGCACUCCAGACAACAUUGAUUUCUGGCCUGCCCUAAUGGUAGAAGAUCUGAUCUCUGGAACCCAAGUGGGACCGACACUUAUGUGUCUGCUUGUUACACAGUUUCAGCGGCUAAGAGAUGGAGACAGGUUCUGGUAUGAAAACCCUGGAGUGUUUACCCCUGAACAACUCACUCAACUGAAACAGGUAUCAUUGGGCCGUGUGCUUUGUGACAAUGGUGACAACAUUCAGCAAAUCCAGGAGGAUGUCUUCCUGAGGGCAGAAUAUCCACAGGGGUAUGUGAGCUGCACAGAGAUACCAAAGGUCAACUUGCGAGUGUGGCAAGACUGCUGUGAAGGCUGUCUGAGUACAGGAGAGUUUGGGGAGCCCACACAAGAAUCUCCAAAGAAGCGUUCUGCUCAAUACAAUUAUUCUGACAAGGAAAAUGUGGGCUUCAAUGACCUUACUAGCAGGCAACAAGAUAAUUUGUACAUGGACGAAGAUGCUAUAGAUGUGACAUUUCUGGAAAAAACAAAAUUUGCCCAGGAUUUCAGCAAUUUUGCAGCAGAAAUUCAAGAGACCAUCAAAACGCUGAGAGGACAGAUAAACAAGCUGGAGGCACGCCUGAGGCAGGCAGGAUGUAGAGAUGAUAAAGGAAUUCAAAGGAAAGACAAUGAAUGCUGGAUGAAAGAAGACUGUGUUAGUUGCAUCUGUAAGAGUGGCCAGGUCACCUGUAUGGUGGAAACUUGUUCUUCAACACCAUGUAUCAGUCCUGAUUUGGCAAAAGAAACCUGCUAUCCAGUUUGCAAAGACCCAUGAAUAGCUGCUGAAUCCAUGGAGAAAUUCUAACCAUAUUUUCUGCUCUUAAGUUCCCAAUGGGGAUUUCUCAGGAAAAGGCAAUUAGGCAAUGGACUUCCACUUUUAACCUGUAAUCAUACUGACAUAGAAACCACUGAUGUCAGAGUAAGUUAGUUCAUUUAAGUCUUAGGCAUACUGAAGAUCUUUUACCAUUUAAUUUUCUAACACUCCUUGGUAUGAUGAAAUUUAAAGACUUUAAAGCACAUAAUUAUACUAUCUUAACAUAUAUUUCUUAUUUUGUAAGCUACCCGUUUGAUAUAACAUAUGAGGAAAUAAAAAAGAAAGUCAUUUACCUCUGUUGUUGUUGUUUUAUAUGUGGUCAUUUUGGAAAAUCUUUCAUUUCAAAAUUCCUGGGAUUUUGCACUUAGAUGAAACAUCUAGAAAAAUUGUGAUAAAUUUGUCAAAUUGUAUAAUUCUGUCUUCAUCACUUUCUUUGUAACAAGAUGGUCCCAGGGAAAGGGGAGGUUCCAACUUCCCUGCCCCAUCCAAGGAAGGGUGGCACUGAGCAGGGAGGAGGAAGCUGGAGAGGCGGCUGGGAGAAGGAAGGAAGAAGGCUGAAGAGCAGAAGGGGACCUGGAGGAAGCACAUGUUAUGGAUAGAUAUGUGAAGAAGCUGUGCUUCCUUCUUGGUCUUGAACUGUUUGAAAUAAAUGUGGGUGAGAGACCCAUGGGGAGGUUAACAAUGGUAACUUUCAUCUUGAUUUUGAUUUUGUUCCUUCUGUUCCAGACAUGCUUGACCCCUUAUGCUCCUUUCUAUGGGUCCCCACCAGGAGGUACUUUAGAUUUGUGACAGGCUUUCAGGCCUCAGUGGCCCUACUUUGGGCCAACCCUGUUUUCCUGGGUAUUUGCGCAAGAGGGGAUGGUAACCUUGGAUGUUUGAUUUGGAAACUAUGUUCUUUGUCUUUCCCUUUAUUGUACACAAAUUGUAUUAA
Molecule: messenger RNA, 5189 nt
Organism: Talpa occidentalis (Iberian mole)
Lineage: Eukaryota; Metazoa; Chordata; Mammalia; Eulipotyphla; Talpidae
Gene: PXDNL
Product: peroxidasin like
Exons: 22
Coding region: 116-4219 (1367 amino acids)
Biological process (GO): response to oxidative stress
Molecular function (GO): peroxidase activity; heme binding; protein binding
Source: RefSeq, a predicted model, not a curated record